Molecule: messenger RNA, 342 nt
Organism: Macrosiphum euphorbiae (potato aphid)
Lineage: Eukaryota; Metazoa; Arthropoda; Insecta; Hemiptera; Aphididae
Source: the annotation of a GenBank genome assembly
AUGAAGUGUGCAUGGAGACAAAUUUUAUCAACCUACAAAGAGACAGGCAACGGUUCGAAAAAUGACACUCUUCAAAAACAAGAUUUUCCACGAUUGCUACAAGCCUUCAUGACAUCAAUUGAACCCAAUCAAAGUGCAAAUUUAAAGGCUGGAUUUAAGAAAUGUGGAAUAUAUCCAGCAUCUGCACAUGAGAUUCUAAAAUCCUUUACUAAUUCAGAAUGUGAUCAAAGCCCUAUUGUAGAAAGUUUUAAGUCAUUUUUAAAAAAUAAAAGAAAUACAAUAACUGGAUUAGACAAUACUACUUAUCAAUGCGAGCAACUUUUUUUCAUUAAUGAACAGUAA